Manis javanica (Malayan pangolin) is the source of this 2859-nucleotide messenger RNA. NCBI's taxonomy places the organism in Eukaryota, Metazoa, Chordata, Mammalia, Pholidota, Manidae. The record is from RefSeq and is a predicted model, not a curated record.
GUGGCCGGCGCCGGAGGAGGCCCAGGGUCUUCCCUGGGGCCCCGGCCGGGCUGCGGACCGCCCCGCGCGUGUCUGUGUCGAGGCCCUUUGGCCGCUUUGGGCCGGGAUGGGUCGCUCGGGCGGCGGGGGCGGGGCCGAGAGGAGGGGUGGGUCCCGGGUGGGGUCCUGGCUGCGGCGGAGGUGUUCGGAGUCCCCGGCUUCAGGGGCGAGGGACUAGCUGGCCGGUCCCUUCAGAGACGGGAGCCAGCCUGCGUGCGUCGUCCCCUGCUUUGAUGGGACGCCCGCGGUUUAGGGUGGGGAAGGCCGAGGCCCCGCCGUGGAGUCUUUUCUGGAGCCUCACCGUUUUGAGGGGCUUCUGUCCCGAAAGGAUGCAGAACUGCCUUCAGAGGGACUGGCUGUUCACACAAGAAGUCAGAGGAGGAGGGAGUGACCGCUGGGCUCCUUACUGCCAGGGCCCUGACUUGGAAACUAGACCCAAAACCAAAGUGUCAGCCAGGCAAGACAUAACUGAAGAAAUACCCAAUAGUAUCCUGGUUGGAAAGUUCCUGUGGGAUAGUCUGUGGUAUUCUGAGAGUGAAGGUCCUGAGGGCCACUGGGGACGGAGAUGUGCGAGCCCAGAUAACCAUGUGGUACAGAAGGCCUUCAUGCCUGUGAAGACACCCGUUUGGGGGCAGCAGCAGGAAAAUGGGUUUUGGGAAAAUUUGAAUCUGAGCUCCAAUCUUCCAACUCAACCAGUGACUCCUGAUAGACUACACUCCCACAUGUGGGGAACACACAGAAAAAGGGUAAAUCCAGACUCAAAGUUAAAAGCUCAACAGAAAACCUAUGAAAAAGAGAAACACUACAAAUGUCAGGAAUGUGGAAAGGCCUUUAGUCAUACCUCAGCACUCAUUGAACACCACCGAACGCAUACGGGAGAGAGACCUUAUGAAUGUCAUGAAUGUGGAAAAGGCUUUCGAAACAGCUCAGCACUUACCAAACAUCAGAGAAUCCACACUGGCGAGAAACCUUAUAAGUGCACUCAGUGUGGGAGAACCUUCAACCAAAUUGCCCCACUGAUCCAACACCAGAGAACUCACACAGGUGAGAAGCCCUAUGAAUGCAGUGAGUGUGGGAAGUCCUUCAGUUUUAGGUCAUCCUUCAGUCAACAUGAGCGGACUCACACGGGUGAGAAGCCCUAUGAGUGCAGCGAAUGUGGGAAAGCUUUCCGGCAAAGUAUCCACCUCACCCAGCACCUGCGGAUCCACACGGGGGAGAAACCUUAUCGUUGUGGAGAGUGUGGCAAGGCCUUCAGCCACAGUUCCUCCUUGACUAAACACCAGCGAAUACACACUGGGGAGAAACCCUAUGAGUGCCAUGAGUGUGGAAAAGCCUUCACUCAGAUCACACCAUUGAUUCAGCAUCAGAGGACACAUACGGGAGAGAAGCCCUAUGAAUGCAGUGAAUGCGGGAAAGCCUUCAGCCAGAGCACACUGCUGACUGAGCACCGGAGGAUUCACACAGGAGAAAAGCCCUAUGGAUGCAACGAGUGUGGGAAAACCUUCAGUCACAGCUCAUCCCUCAGCCAGCAUGAGCGGACGCAUACAGGAGAGAAGCCCUAUGAGUGCAGUCAGUGCGGGAAGGCCUUCAGGCAGAGCACACACCUCACUCAGCAUCAGAGAAUCCACACAGGUGAGAAACCUUAUGAGUGUGGCGACUGUGGCAAGGCCUUCAGCCACAGCUCAUCCCUAACUAAACAUCAGCGAAUCCACACUGGGGAGAAGCCCUAUGAGUGUAAUGAAUGUGGCAGAGCCUUCAGCCAGCUUGCUCCACUCAUUCAGCAUCAGAGGAUCCACACAGGAGAAAAGCCCUAUGAAUGUAAUGAGUGUGGCAGAGCCUUCAGCCAGAGCUCCCUUCUCAUAGAACACCAGAGGAUUCACACCAAGGAAAAGCCCUAUGGGUGCAAUGAGUGUGGGAAAUCCUUCAGUCACAGCUCAUCACUUAGCCAGCAUGAAAGGACACAUACUGGGGAAAAGCCUUAUGAAUGUCAGGAUUGUGGAAAGUCCUUCAGGCAGAGCACCCACCUCACUCAACACCGGAGGAUCCACACAGGAGAGAAGCCAUAUGAGUGCAGGGACUGUGGGAAAGCUUUCACACACAGCUCCUCCCUUACCAAGCACCAGAGAACUCAUACUGGAUAGACCCAUUCCACAUGUGCUGGGAGAGGGGAAAGCCUUAAGCUAUAGCUCAUCCCUUACUAGAAUUUACCCAGUCAUACUCAUGAGAAACACAUAUUUAUACACAAGCCUUCAUACACAGUACACUCUGCUCAGACAUCCAGUGUUCAUAGUGAUGGAAAUUGUGGGAAUACGGAGCUCUAAAUCAUCCAUCCCAAUAUCCGAUCAUCCAAAGAAAUGUAGAGCUAAUGUUGAGUUCCUUCAGCCAUGAGUGCCCACUAAUGCUGUUUUAGAAACUGCAAGAGAGAGGUAGAAAAAAGUGUAGUGGGUCUGGAAAUAUGGCUUCUGUCCAAGGAUUCACUAUAUUCCAAACUAGAGAUUUUCAAAGUGGUGAGAAACCCAACAAAUGCCUUUCAUAUGAAAGAACCAAAUGCAGCCGGAAUUUAUCAUUGCACAUUACGUCUUGGAGAACAGGGGGAAGUGCUUAUCAGUGGUGCAAAUUGACUCUGAUGUUCCCUAAAAACAAUAUGGCAGUGUUCUAAAUAAGGGAGUGGUAUCUUUAUGGAAUUACCAUACUCAACUGUUUCAGCACAAAGUUCUCUGUGUGUAAACUGAUCAAGAUACGUGGCAAUCAGUGUUACAGAUUUGAAUUCUAUAUGACUGUACUAUAAGCAUUCUUAAUUAUCUGCAUUACUUUUUAAUA